Messenger RNA from Tripterygium wilfordii, 1958 nucleotides. RefSeq names its product presenilin-like protein At2g29900. The transcript has a single exon. Gene Ontology annotation, biological process: protein processing. Gene Ontology annotation, cellular component: nucleus; membrane. The record is from RefSeq and is a predicted model, not a curated record. Gene Ontology annotation, molecular function: aspartic endopeptidase activity, intramembrane cleaving. NCBI's taxonomy places the organism in Eukaryota, Viridiplantae, Streptophyta, Magnoliopsida, Celastrales, Celastraceae. The coding region runs from base 156 to 1457 and encodes 433 amino acids.
AUCGCUGUGACUUAGAAAAGUCAGCAAGUGAACGUUGCGGAGUUCUUUGCCAUCAUCACGACAUCGUAUUGAGGCCACAACCACCCACCGGAAGCUCCAAAAGAACCAAAACCUGCAAAGCUUUUCAACCUAGAACCGACAAUUUUGGUAUACAAAUGGCGCAAAACCAGAGAUCCAAGAGUAUUAUUGAUUCUCUUGGUGAAGAAAUAAUAAGAAUCAUAGCACCGGUCUCAAUCUGUAUGUUCAUGGUGGUUCUUAUGGUAUGCGUUCUCAACACAGACUCUUCUGAUUCAGCUUCAUCAUCAGUGCCCACAAUAGCCACUAUAGCCUAUGCUGAGACCGGCAAUGACUCCUGGUGGGACAAAUUGAAAGGUGCUCUUUUGAAUUCGCUUGUGUUUGUGGCUGUUAUCACUCUUGCUACCUUCCUUAUGGUGCUUCUGUUUUACUUCAGAUGCACUAGGUUCUUGAAAUUCUACAUGGGUUUCUCUGCUUUUACUGUUUUGGGAUUUAUGGGUGGGGAAAUUCUGCUAUUUUUGCUCGAAGAUUUUAGGAUACCAAUAGACUGUAUCACUUUUUUGGUGGUAUUGUUCAAUUUCGCCGCUGUGGGUGUUUUGGCAGUUUUCAUGUCCAAAAUGGCAAUAUUUGUGACUCAGAGCUAUUUGGUUGUUAUUGGGGUUCUGGUAGCUUAUUGGUUUACUCUCUUACCUGAAUGGACUACUUGGGUGCUAUUGGUUGCCUUGGCAUUAUAUGAUCUUGCUGCAGUUUUGUUGCCUGUUGGGCCAUUAAGGCUUUUGGUAGAGCUUGCAAUAUCAAGGGAUGAAGAAAUCCCUGCAUUGGUUUUUGAAGCUCGGCCUGUGGUGAUUGAGGAUUCGGGUCCUGGUGGCCCUGCAACUCAAAGGAGAGUGUGGAGAGAAAGGAGAAAUAUUGGGAAUUCGUCUGGGAAUGCCAGUAUUGGGUCUAACUCCACUACAAAUGUCGCCACCUUUCCUGCACCGGGUUCAAAUUUUGCUCCUGGUUCAGUUUUAUCAGUUAGUAGUGAUAAUAAUAACAAUACAAGGCUCAUAAGUACUGAAGAUACUGAACUUUCUGCACCGUUGAUUGAUCAUAGGAUUACUUUGCAAUCGAAUGGCCUGGAAGAUGCACUGUCUAGUGAGAGUUGGUCACUAGAGCGUAUUGGCUUGGGAUCAGCUGGCGCUAUCAAACUGGGACUGGGUGACUUCAUCUUUUACAGUGUAUUAGUUGGCAGGGCAGCUAUGUAUGAUCUUAUGACAGUUUAUGCAUGCUAUCUUGCUAUUAUAGCAGGGCUGGGAGUUACAUUGCUGCUGUUGGCACUCUAUGAAAAGGCAUUGCCUGCUCUUCCUGUUUCAAUUGCUCUAGGCGUGUUGUUCUAUUUCCUGACUCGCCUUGUGCUUGAAGUUUUUGUUGUUCAAUGUUCUUUGAACCUUCUGAUGUUUUAGAAAUAAAAAUUGUUAUUGUGUUUGGUGCUCAGUUACUGUAGUAGCAUGGCAAAUACAUUAUUAUAAUUGUAGCAUGCUUUCUUUAUAACGGGUAGCAUUGAAGUCGGUUUCAUAUUUUAUGAAAACAUGAAAAUAAGUGAAUCAGUUUCAGAUAAAUGAAGACAACUGAGCAUAAAUAAUCAAAGGAAGUUCAGAGUUUUUUUUUGGUAAGUACAUUUAGAGCAUGUUGUUAGAAGCUGAACUGGAUAUGGGAAAACUUUAAGAGUUGCAACGCAAUAGGAAAGUUUGCUGCGAGAUGUUUGGGACUUCUGAAAUUUGAGAAUGAAACUGUAUUGAGGCAAGAACGAGGCAUUUUUGGAAGCUGUCAAGCUGGACAAAUGCAGGAAGCAAUACUUUUCGGGCACAAGGAGUCCUCAUUAUGAAAAAAAAAAUUAGAGGAUGUAAUGGAGAUUUUUAUUCAUGAAGUUCUAGUCAACUUUAAUGAAGAAUUUUAUUCCUUUA